This is a messenger RNA of Ixodes scapularis (black-legged tick), 3874 nucleotides long. Its product is annotated as late secretory pathway protein AVL9 homolog. The record is from RefSeq and is a predicted model, not a curated record. NCBI's taxonomy places the organism in Eukaryota, Metazoa, Arthropoda, Arachnida, Ixodida, Ixodidae. Gene Ontology annotation, cellular component: cytoplasm. The transcript has 17 exons. The coding region runs from base 426 to 2846 and encodes 806 amino acids.
AGAGCGACACUUGUGGCGUGACGAGCGUCUCAUGGCGUCAGGUCGUCGGUGGUUUUGCUGCGGUCGGUUGCUGGGUGCCUGCUCGGUGCGCUCUGGUUCUGCAGUGCUCCCGUUUAUCGAAUUUUUCCUGGCCGUACGUGCGUCGUUGAAGCCAGCACCUUGAUGCUCACGGUCGCCGCUUGAGUAAUUCAGUGCGCAAACAGAACAAACGCUGCUUCCAUCGCAUAGCCGCUGUUGGCACUCGGAAUGCCGAGACUUGACACCACCGCUCGCCUAGAAACCUCGUCCGUUGUUCGUGGGGCCAGGCCGCUCCAUUCUCUUGCGCGGUUCUUCGCGCCGCGCAUGUCAGUGCAAAAGUGCGGCGACUAUCUGUGCAUCGUGUAAUAAGCUUCGCUCCCUCGUCGCUACUCAAUCUGGCCGGGGACAUGGAAACACCGCCACCUGUUACGACGUCUCCCAUUCUUCACGUCGUCGUGGUCGGAUUCCAUCACAUAAAAGGUUACCAGUUGGAGUAUGCAUAUCCUCCCCUGAUCGAAGGAGGCACUUUGGACAGUCAAGAGUUGCCUGAACCUUGGAAGCAUUUGCCGUCGCUUGCUUUGCCGGAUGGAGCGCAUAAUUACGAAGAAGAUACCAUUUAUUUCCAUUUGCCUGCUCUGGAUAAUCCCAAGCAGUCCAUCUUUGGGAUCUCCUGCUAUCGACAGAUCAAUGCAGAGAAGCUGCUUCGACGCGAAGCAGACGUGACAAGAAGCUCGGUGCAGAAGAGUGUGUGCGUACUGAGCCGGCUUCCGCUCUUUGGUCUGAUACAAGCCAAGCUGCAGCUGGUGACCCACGCAUACUUCGAGGAACGGGACUUCAGCAAGGUGUCCCUCCUCCAGGAGACCUUCCAGAACCUCAAUUCGUUGCUGUGCCCAGAAAUGCUCCAGGGCAGCUCGACCUUCCUCGGUCUUUCGUCCCGUGACCUUAUUUUGCAUUUCAAGCAUAAGGCGGUGCUGCUUUUCAAGUUGUUUCUCUUGGAGCGUAAGGUACUCUUCUACAAGACACCCGUAAAAGAUCUCUGCUCCACAAUUCUAACCCUCUGCUCACUUUUCCCAGGCAUGAUGGAGAGCGGCCUGGAAGAGUCGGCGUCCACGGUGGGUCUUCGGCAACUCACCUCUGAGCUGAGGCCCGAAGAGCACGACUUUCUGGAGGUGCACCUGGCUCCCGGACACUCCCCGAGCGAGCUCAAGCAGAGCCUGGAUGCCGUCACCACCGAGAAGGGCAGGCAGGAGGAUUCCACGGGAGAACCCGCGUCGCCGCUGGUCCCCUCCAAAGAGCAGCGCUCUACAGAGGACCUGAGCCUCCUCUCCCGAACCAUCCGCAACUCCGAGACCAAAAGCCUGGCCAAGCGAGCAGAGUCCGUCGAGGCCCCCUCGGAAGACACAAUGCCUUUUAGCCACAAGGCCAGCUCUGAAGAAAAAGCGGAGAAGCCUGCGGAGAAGCCUGCUGCAGAAUCGGUUCGCCUGUCGCUUGGUUCGGUCGGGAAAGAGAUCUUCAGCAAGAUCCUCCCGGCAGGGCUCGCCGACAUGGCACACCUCAACCGAACCUCUGCAGAUGAUGCUGUCUUCGAGCAGGAGGACAAGUUGGUCAGCGAAAUUGAGGAGCUCCUCGACUCGGACCCCAAGGAAAAAGCAGAGAUGAGGUCUAAGCUGGAAUUUGUGGAGCGUGAGGACUCGGACGUGGCCAGGUCACCCAUCUCUCCCUCUUCGAACAAGGGAACCCCUACAACCUUCGGCAAUGUGGGCUCCAUCUGGAGCAAGCUGCCUUCGGCCAUCUACAGCUUGGCUUCCAAGGACUCCCCUCUGGCUGGAAUCGGUGUCGGCGGCGUUGCGACGACGGCCGUCGGGGGACCGGGCCCCGAAGAGCGGGAACCCUUCUCUGAGCUGGACGGCGCGACGACCCCCGAGGACGGGGAUGCGGGGCUUGUGACGCUCCACCUGGGGGAGGGCAACGGGACGGCGGCCAACCGGGAGCAGGAAGACCUCCUGCUGCGGAGCAUCCCCAAGGUGCUGGCCCUGACCAACGAGGAGUGCGGCCUGCCCCUCCCCGUCUUCACCAAGGGUUCCCUGUGCCUGCCAUACGUGUCCCUGCCCAUCAUCGACCUGCUGAGUGACAUCAGCGUCCGGAGCUGUGUGGUCGGUGCCACCAACGACCUCUUCAAGCAGAAAAAGCACCUCUUUGACGUUAUCGUGGAGGUGGACGAAUGCAAGAUCAACAUCCUGGACAACGACUUGCGCCGGCAGCUGUACCUGACCAUGGAGGACCUCCGCUUUGCAGACUACCUGGUCAAGAAUGUGCUCGACGACAGCAAGGACAUCUUUCUGGACACCACGUGCUGGCAAGGUGGCGAGGAGUGGCUCAGGGCCCAGUUUAAAAUCUAUCUAGUCAGCCUGCUGAGGACAGCACAACUCGAAGAAGGAAGCAACAGCAAGGAUCAAGAGGCGUUCAACACGGCCUUCCUGAGCGCGUGGAAAGCGACGCACAACUUCAAGAUCUGGAACAGUGUUGCACAUCCCUGCCUCAAGGACAUACCCACUGGACAUUUUUACCGGGGACAGUUGUCGGUGGCUGACAUGAAGCUGCGGAUCGCCCACUCCAUCCAGAGCUCGGAGAGGGGCCGCAAGAUCAACCAGGCUGUGGUGUCCACGGGACGUGUCGUGGCCCAAACGACGGGCAAGGUGGUCGGAGGGGCGCUGACGUCUGCCAAGUCCGUGGUGUCGUCGCUGUGGUCCCACUUCAGUCCCCCGACACCUUCGUCCUCCGUGGAUUCCGUCCCGUCGGACGCCUCCAGGGAAACUCUAGAGGAGUGACUUGACCCGUCUGCCCAAGAUCUCUCCCUCUUUCGGCCUUCCCAAACCGCUGCCUAGAGGACCGUCGCCUGCUCGAAAAGAACGUCGAAACCGCUUUUCCCCGACGAAGGGCGAAUUGUACAGCCCGUGUAUGCAUGUGUGUUCGAUUAAUUUAAGUUGCAGUACUUUUUUUCUCUUUCCAUAUGUACAGCGGAGUAACGGCUUGAAUGGUACAGAAUGGGAUAAGUUGUAGAGAGGAGAGGACUGCCCCAUAGGCAAUUGCCAGCGUCUUCUGCGUCCGUCGGGGGUCCCUGGAGGGAAUGGAACGAACUGGCCCACUUGUACAUAAGGUGAAGUCUCGCUGGUCGGGAGAUUGAACGUUUUUUAACUUAUUCAUUAAAUGGGUUUUAUUGCGUUUCCGCCGAAAUAAAGAAAGUAUAGCUAUGCUCAGUACGGGACAAGGGCUCGGAGGUGUUUGCCUGGUUUGUUUUAGAGACGAGAGUAUAUCGGAUUUCGGUUAAAAACUCCCAGGGUGUCGGACGUACGGCCGAGGUUCUACUUUUUAAGAGUUUGUUCUCCAAUGAACUAAAUGGCUUUCCCUCGGUGAUUCCAAAGCUUAGGGCAUCAUCGCCUUUCUUUUUCUGGAUCCGCAAGGUGUGAGAGGAGCUGGGUUUUUAUGGCUGCUCGCGGAGCUAGUGAUAUGGGUUGAGAAGGUCUCAGUGUUGCAGUUUUCAGUGUGAUAAGGUUCUUUCUAGUCACGCACGUGAAGAUCACUUGUAGGCUACGUGCCUCGUCUAAGGUCAAGACUGUGUCUGCGAGCCGGGCCGACGUGGGGUCUGCCGCGACCGUUGCUGCUCCCGUGCAGGCGUUCGCUUUCCCACGAAGAGCCCCGCUAGCGCGUCCCCAGAAUUCCGACGACAUCCUUGCAACGCUGUGUUGUGUCUCACAAACCAUAUGUCCCACCGUAUGUUUGACCACGGCUCGUUUGGCAAUUUCGUGGACCUGUUGUGCGGUCACAUCUAAUCAAAAAUAAAAUAAUUAAUAAUUUG